Molecule: messenger RNA, 1435 nt
Organism: Pimephales promelas (fathead minnow)
Lineage: Eukaryota; Metazoa; Chordata; Actinopteri; Cypriniformes; Leuciscidae
Gene: dbx1a
Product: developing brain homeobox 1a
Biological process (GO): regulation of transcription by RNA polymerase II; cell differentiation in spinal cord
Molecular function (GO): DNA-binding transcription factor activity, RNA polymerase II-specific; DNA binding
Source: RefSeq, a predicted model, not a curated record
AGCAAAUCGCCUUUCGUUCAGUCCAGAGCUUGGCAGAAGAGACUUAUCUAAUACUAACAGGAGUAACCGUACCGUCUUAUUUUCGUUAAUAGCCGGGACAAUGAUGAUCCCCAGUGUUAUUGCACCUUCUGCAAUAUAUUCAGCAUUUAUGCGUCCAGCAGCAGCACCGUUGCAUUCACCUUUCCCAGCUCACCCGAGCUUUCUAGUGGAGGACCUGCUGCGCAUCCACAGACCCAGCGCGUACCCGCGUCAAGACGCGCGCUCACCAUGCGCCUCUCCUCCUUCUUCUACACCUCUCUCCAUCCCGGAUACCUCCAGGCUUUUGGACAGGGUCAGCCCCAGUAUCACGGAGAAACGCGGAUCUUGCUCCCCCAAAACGCCAGUUUCUAGCAAGGAUCCAACCUACCUCAAGUUUGGGGUGAGUGCCAUCCUGGCACCGUCACCAAAGAAAGCCACGUCUCCCCUCUCCAUUCACGGCAUGCAUCCCAAAGGAUUCCCUGUGCCUUAUUUUGAUGGUUCAUUCUGCCCUUUCGUCCGUUCCUCAUACUUCCCCGCUCCUUCGUCGGUUGUCCCCAUCCCUGGGACUUUUUCCUGGCCUCUUGCUGCGAGAGGGAAGCCCAGGAGAGGGAUGCUCCGCCGGGCUGUGUUUUCUGAUGUGCAGCGCAAAGCUCUGGAGAAAAUGUUCCAAAAGCAGAAAUAUAUCAGCAAGCCAGACAGGAAAAAACUCGCGUCGAAACUCGGCCUUAAAGAUUCACAGGUCAAAAUUUGGUUCCAGAACCGCAGAAUGAAAUGGAGAAACUCCAAGGAGAGGGAGCUGCUGUCUUCAGGAGGUUGCCGAGAACAAACCCUGCCGACCAAAACUAACCCUCACCCAGAUCUCAGCGACGUGGGUAAAAAGUCGUCUGAGGAUGAAGAAGAUGAAGAGGACGCGUGCGGAGACAUCCCUCGCGCGUCACAUUUCUGCCUUUCACCGAGACGUGAACUUUCAAACAGCACUAAUUCCAGCAUUUCAUUCAAACACUUGGACUUUUCUGAAUCAGAUGAUGAAAUAACAGUGUCAUAAGCAGAUUCAUCGGCUGUAUAAUGUCUGUAUUCAAGCACAAGUUUACGCAAUAACCAUGUUGUGGUUUUUGGCGUAUAAAAUCACUUUUGUUUGUAGCAAAUAUUUUCCACAUCACUAUAUAUUUACUUAUUUGGAAAUUCUUCGCAAAAUGAUUUUGCUGUGUCGCACAGCUUUUUUGGGGGGAACUGUACAGUGUUUUGUACAAAUAUUUUUGUAUGGAUAUUUUAUACCAAGAAUUUUGAGUUUUAGAUUCUUUAUUAAAGUUGUAGACGUAUGUAUAAUUUAUACGAAUUUAUCUCUUUGUGCCACAUUGUAUGCAUAUGUAUAUGUUGAAAAUGUUUUGUAUGGUUUGCAAAUAAAUUGUAAAUUUAA